AAAUUUUGGCACACCGAAUAACAAAAUUCGAAUUAAGUGGAGUUGCCUUACCAAAAUUGACAAACUGAACUUUGCGAUUUAACCAAGUUAGGCAGAAGGCGAUGGUCGGACGGUGCAGUCUGUCCCGCGUCUCAGCAGAGGUGUUGGUGGCGGCCAACGGAAGCGCCACGGCUCAGGACAUCAAGAGCAGGGGACAUGCAGAGAAGCAACACAACCAGAGAUGUAUAUAAUGACUGACAGCGAACAAAUUGUUUGUACCGUGUAUACAGGAAGUUAAGAGUAGAAAAAACGAACAGAUGUGCAGUUUGCUGGUUCAUCUGCUAAGCUGGCGGCGUGUGAAAACAUAUCUUCUCCAUUUCUCCAGCCAGAGCCAGAGAUUCGACUAGUCAACUUAUUUGGUGCCCUGAUCCCAAGAUUAAGGGCACAUCAUAUCCUACUGCACCAUAGUGUUUAGUUGGAAUUCUAUGGCAAACCUGUGUCUCUGUUGUAUAAUUUUUUACGGGUCUUGAAGAAUAUGUUUAUUUUGCCCCGGUUGAUCAUGUGCCGAAGGCUUUCUUUUUCUUCAGGAAAAGCAAUUAUUUCCGUGUUCCGGACCAAAAUAAGUAAACACACUGAGCUAUCUCUGGAAACGAAGUGGAGUUCUUUCAGUUUGGUGCAUUGAGACAAGCAAAAUGCGGGUUGAUUCAUUCCAGAAAGUAACACUCUUCCCCUUGUGUUUUAGUGGAAAAGUCGGUCAACAAUGUACAUUGUCCCUCUUGAUGUGUUGGACGUGUAGUUGUGUACCAAUCAAAUGGCCUCACUUUUCUCCGGUAGGACCCACCAUAUUGACCGAAAACCAAACGUGUAAUAGACUCUGGUACUAUUUGUUCUUAAUUUCUUUGGCACUUGCCUUGAUUAUUCAUAUUUCAUAACCCACCCGGCCAUCCCUGAGAGAAAGGCGCCUCCACCAUGCUGCCUCGCUACCUAUUACUCUGCCUCAUCUUCCUCAUCCCAGCCUCCGCCUCCUACACCAACGACGGCUUCACCUACGAUGGUUUCUCUAGUGGCAUGCUCCGGUUUGAUGGUGUAGCUUCAAUCUCAAGCAGAGCUCUCAUGCUAACCGAUGGUGUUGCCCAGAGUGUAGGACGCGCUUUCUUCGGAGGCCGGUUUGACUCUAUUUCCUCAUUCUCAACAACCUUCGUGUUCGUCAUCAGUCCUCCUUACUCUGAUUUAGGCGGGCAUGGGCUUGCCUUUACGGUUUCUGCCACGACGGACUCUUUAUUGGGCGCCUCCCCGUCUCAGUACAUGGGCAUCUUCAACCCUGAAAACAACGGCAAUGUGACAAAUCAACUCUUUGCCGUCGAGCUUGAUACCAUCCAAAAUCCCGAAUUCAGGGAUAUUAAUAGUAACCAUGUUGGAAUCGAUGUAAACACCUUGGUGUCUAUCAAUUCCCAUCCUGCUGGAUACUAUACCCCAGAUGGCAAUUUCACUGAUUUGCUACUUAUUAGUGGAAAACCGAUGCAAGUAUGGGUGGAUUAUGAUGACAGUUCACACCAAGUGAAUGUCAGUUUAGCACCUUACCUAGAGCAGAAGCCUCAGCGCCCACUGCUAUCCAAUACUAUCAAUCUUACAUCGGUUUUGCCAAGAUCAGUAUAUGUUGGCUUUGCCUCUGCAACCAGCACCGUAAGAUCCAUACACCGCAUUAUCGGCUGGAGUUUCAAUCCAAAUGGGGAGGCUAAACCACUUAACUACUCAGUGUUGUCUGAAAUUAUACAAGAUGUUCGACGCGAUGCUCAAAGUCGCUCCCAUGUCCCUAAGGGUGUUCUUAUACCAGUUAUUAUUGUGUCGGUGUUCAUCACAACUGUUGUUAUUGUCGCUAUUUAUGUUUAUAUGAAGAAAGCAAGGCAAAGUGGUGAUUGGGAAAUUGAUUGUGGGUCAGCAUCCUUCACAUAUAAAGAUCUUGCUGCUGCAACUAACAGUUUCAGUGACAAGAUGCUUCUUGGGAAAGGAGGAUUUGGGAAAGUGUACAAAGGGCUGCUGCAAACCUCGAAGCAAAAUGUUGCCAUCAAGCGGGUUUCACCAGAGUCAAAGCAGGGGAUGAAGGAAUUCAUAGCUGAGAUAACCAUCCUAGGCCAUCUCCACCAUCGCAACCUUGUGCAAUUGCUCGGUUAUUGUCGCAACAAGAGCGAGCUCCUUCUGGUUUACGAUUACAUGCCAAAUGGUAGUCUGGACAGAGUUUUGCAUGGUCGAGAUAAGCAGACUGUAGGCUGGGUUCACAGAUUCAACAUUAUAAAAGGCAUUGCAGCUGGUCUUUGCUACCUCCACGAGGAUUGGGAGAAGGUAGUCAUCCAUCGAGACAUCAAAGCAAGCAACGUGCUCCUCGACAAUGAAAUGAACGGUAGAUUGGGUGAUUUUGGUCUGGCAAGAUUACACAACCAUGGUACAGAUGCCCACACCACACAUUUGGCUGGCACCUGGGGGUACAUUGCUCCGGAGCUGUCUAGGCUAGGAAGGGCAACCAAGGCAACUGACGUCUUUGCAUUCGGUGUCUUCAUGUUGGAGGUUGUUUGUGGGAGGCGUCCAAUACAAGUGAAUGAUUCUGAUGGUGAGCCAGUGCUGCUGACAGACUGGGUGGUUGAUGCAUGGGAGAGUGGUUCAAUCCUCAAUACGGUAGACCCGAAAUUAGAAGAUUAUCUCAGUGAGGAAGCAGAGUUAGUACUAAAGCUUGGCUUGCUCUGCUCACACUCAGCACAAAGUGCUAGGCCAUGCAUGCGCCUAGUUAUGCAAUACCUUUCAAAGGAUGUGCUACUCCCUGAUUACCAGCCAAGUUUUUUGAGCCUUACUAGCAGGGAUGAAGAAUUUGGGCAGCAUAUCCUGUCAUGCCCAUCUGUGGCGGCGACCAUGACAGGACUUUCUGGAGGAAGAUGAUGCAUAUUUAGUUCUAUGGUUUUUGCAAUAACCUAUGUUUACAGAUAUACUCUGUUGUCGAACUUUCAUCUGAAGGAUUAGUUACACCUGAAAACCAAGUAUAGCGUUUUAUAAACUAAGGGUACAGAUAAAGGUUUCUUUUCUGGAUGCCUCUCAUUUGA
This is a messenger RNA of Hordeum vulgare subsp. vulgare (domesticated barley), 3068 nucleotides long. Its product is annotated as L-type lectin-domain containing receptor kinase SIT2-like. The transcript has a single exon. The record is from RefSeq and is a predicted model, not a curated record. Gene Ontology annotation, cellular component: plasma membrane. The coding region runs from base 949 to 2907 and encodes 652 amino acids. NCBI's taxonomy places the organism in Eukaryota, Viridiplantae, Streptophyta, Magnoliopsida, Poales, Poaceae. Gene Ontology annotation, molecular function: protein kinase activity; ATP binding; carbohydrate binding. Gene Ontology annotation, biological process: protein phosphorylation.